UUACUACACGAACGAAUGUACUAUUUCUCACACACAGAAAAGGGUGGAAUUUAGGCGUGUCUACUUCGAGGCUGGCAGGUAAAAACCCAAUGGAUGGGAAACGCGGAAGUUCGCAAAAACUGACAAGUGCUUGCACAAUCACAGUUGGUUUAAUGGAGAUGAAGUGAAAGCGACGGGUCACCAGGGAUGCUGAGCGCGUCUCCGUAAAUCUUUUGUUUACUCUUUCGAUCUGAUGGUUGGAUUUGAUCUCAGGUAGCCAGGAAAACCAAACUCAGUACAACGAUCGACAGGCGAUGCGUCUCUGAUGUGAAUUCAGACGCUCUUCUACUAUCUACUUCAGACCUUUAAAUCAGCAGUCAGGCUCCAGAGUCACAAUGAGCGCUGCAGCCAGUGAGGGUCAAGCACCCUCCAUCUCUGCUGGAGAUCCAGAGGGACUCAGUGUAAAGGAUGUCAAUCAGUUGAUCAUGGAGUUCCUGAUGUUCAUUAUGAGAGCGAUUGUCCUGUGCUAUCCCAUAUACCUGACCGGCUCGCUUGGACUCAGCAUCAGCUGGAUUCUUCUGAGCAUGCUGAUGUGGACCAUGUGGAAAAACAACCGCAGGUGGAAAGAUCAGAGGAUCGAUACAGCCAUUGACUUUUUGGAGAACGAGAAGGACGUGAUCAGCACUGAACUCAAAGCCAUGAACAUGCCAACUUGGAUUCACUUUGCAGAUGUUGAGAAGGCUGCUUGGAUCAACAAGAUUCUUCAGCAAGCAUGGCCGUUUUUUGGCAUGUACAUGGAAAAGCUUCUAAUUGAUAACAUUCAGCCAUCUGUAAGAUCGUCCAGCCCCCAUCUGAAGACCUUCACCUUUACUAAAGUUCACAUGGGACAGAAGGCUCCAACUAUUACAGGGGUACGAGUGUACACACAUGAGCUGGAAACAAGAGAGGUCAUCCUCGACUUCAACAUUAUUUAUGAUGCUGAUGUAGACAUUGAUGCAGAUGUUAAACCAGCCAUCAAAGUAGGAGUCAAAGGCCUUCAGCUUCAGGGAAUGCUACGUGUAAUUCUCGAGCCUCUGAUUGGCCAGUCACCCCUUGUAGGUGGAGUCACCAUGUUCUUCAUUCGUCGACCUGCUCUGCAAGUCAAUUGGACUGGAAUGACUAAUGUUUUGGAUGGUCCAGGACUAAGUCAUUUGUCAGAAUCGGCCAUUGUGGAUAUCAUAGCCUCUCUCAUGGUUCUGCCCAAUCGCAUGUGCAUCCCUUUGAUCGAUCAAGUCAAGGCUGACCAAAUGAAGUUUCCUCUUCCUCGAGGUGUUGUACGGGUCCAUGUUUUGGAGGCCCGGGAUCUUGUAGCAAAGGACACGUACAUGAUGGGACUUGUAAAGGGCAAGUCAGAUCCAUAUACUGUGCUGAGAGUCGGAAACAAGCAAUUCAAAACAAAGACCAUCAAAGAAACUUUGAAUCCACGCUGGAAUGAAGUUUAUGAGUUUGUCGUUCAUGAAGCUCCUGGGCAAGAGUUAGAGGUGGAACUUUAUGACGAAGACACGGAUGCUGAUGACUUUUUGGGCAGGUACAGUCUGGAUUGUGGGGAUGUGAGGAAAGACAGAGAAUUAGAUGAGUGGUUCACCCUGGAGGACAUUGAGACUGGUCAGAUACAUAUGAAAUUGCAAUGGUUUUCUUUGCACUCAAACCCAGCACUACUGAAGGAGACCAGAGAUGGGCUCGCUUGUGCCAUGUUGGCGGUAUACUUAGAUAGUGCCUCUAAUCUGCCUAAAGACCACCGUGAAUUCACCCAUAAUGAAAAGCAUGGAAAACCACCCAAAGAAUCUCGGCUCACUAGAAGAACUAACGAUCCCAACUCAUGCGUGGAGUUUUCCAUUGAUCAGCAAAGUCAAAAAAGCAAGGUUGUGUUUGCCUCAAAAGACCCGACUUAUGAUGAAUGCUUCACAUUCUUUGUGCACAGUGUGAAUAACCAAGUGUUGAAUGUUGAGGUAAAAGAACACGAGAAAAAAUCCUCACUGGGCAAACUCACUCUGCCGUUGGUCCGGCUGCUCAAUGUAUCCGACAUGACCAUGGACCAGCGCUUUCAGCUUGAGUGCUCCGGAGCCAACAGCCAGAUCAAGAUGAAAGCUGUUCUCAGGAUUCUUAAUUUGGAGAAACUGGAACCAAAGGUUGUCGCUCCACCAAAUCAGGCUCAGGAAAACGUCUCAUCUCUCCAAAGUCGUCCUGAGCCUCAAACUCCAGCUCCAGCUCAGCCUGUGCAGAGCAACCCGGAAGAAAAAGUGCCUGUUUCAUCUGUUCCAGUCUCCAGAACACAGGCUGUUCCUGUUCCUGUGCCAUCUUCAGUCAGCUCCUGUAAUGAACUCCAAGCGGAAUAUCCUCACUACCGACGAAGCAAUUUUGUUGGCACAGAGUCGCUGCGUUCGACUCCCUCCACCCCCAGUCAAAUGCGUCGCUACGAUCCCCACAGUCUGUUGUCAGAGAACUCGAUAGCUUCUCGCUUCGAUCUUACGGACAGUGUCCCUUAUCCAGAGGCCAUCCUGCAUCAUCAGGGCAGCUUUGGGCAGGUUCAUCUCACCUUGCGUUAUGCCACCUUAAGGAAGCGGCUCAUUAUUAUUGUCAGCUGCUGCAAGGAUCUGUUCUCCUGCAGCGAGAGCGGCUCUGAUACUUACGUCCGCAUGUAUCUGCUGCCUGAUCAGACGUGGAAGCACCGCAAGCGCACUCCGGUUAAAAAGAAGACCGUGAACCCUGUCUUCAAUGAGACAUUUGAGUUUGCCGUGUCAAUGGAGGAAGCAAGAACAAGAAAGCUGGAUGUUGCAGUAAAAAACAAUAAAAUGCUUCACAAAAGAGAGCGAAAGGAGAUUGGAAUGGUUUUGAUUGAUAUGUCUGAAAUGGAUCUGAUCAAGGGAUCCACAGAAUGGUAUGAACUCACUCUCCCUGGACUAAAGAAGACAAACUAGCAGAACUAGUCACAAAUGUAUUAUUUGCUCCUAUUUUAUUUAUUUUUUAUGACGGACUAAGCAUUUUGACUCUGACUUGGUGAUUUGAAUACAUAAUUCCUAAUUCAACUCAUCAUUUUGUGUCUCAUUGCUGAUGUUGACCUCAUGCUAUACUUUUUAUUUUACAUUCAUUUCACUUAAAUUCAUUUUUGUGUGUGUGUGUGAUACAGUAAUUCUUGACAUGACAGGAGGUGAUCUGGAUUUAGAUAUUUUUUCAACCUUUCUGUCCAUGUGUAUAUAAAAUUUUGAGUUUUUGUUUAUAAAUAUUAUUACGAAGACACGUAUAUAGACAAAUCUGAUUUUAAAACUUAAAACACAGUAUUAUGUUUGAUUGUUAUAAUGCAAUGCCAAAAGUAUCAGUUGUAUGUUGUAUAAGGGUGUAAGAAAUAACAAUAAAAC
This is a messenger RNA of Sinocyclocheilus rhinocerous, 3374 nucleotides long. Its product is annotated as extended synaptotagmin-3-like. The record is from RefSeq and is a predicted model, not a curated record. Gene Ontology annotation, cellular component: endoplasmic reticulum membrane. The transcript has 23 exons. Gene Ontology annotation, molecular function: calcium ion binding; phosphatidylcholine binding; phosphatidylinositol binding. Bases 375 to 2936 code for a protein of 853 amino acids. NCBI's taxonomy places the organism in Eukaryota, Metazoa, Chordata, Actinopteri, Cypriniformes, Cyprinidae. Gene Ontology annotation, biological process: lipid transport.